AUGGAGGCCUCCACACCAAGCACUGAUCCACAGCGAACGACCCCGGAUCCCAUACCCAAAGGCUCUCGCUCAUUCCGCGCAAGUGUCGAUACCUCCGUGCUUCAGCAAGAUCAAGAGAUGUGGAAACGAGCUCGUUUGUUUGUGCGAAACAUCACUUCUCGCUACACCAAUUAUGCAAAUCAACCCAUCGACAUCUUCGAAAGAGACCUUCACAAUCUCUGGUACCUGUUCAUUGGAGCUGCAAAAGUGACGCCUACAGACGAAGCUGCGGCGGAUAGAUUGGCUAUACAGGUACUGGUGGCUCGUGAGAUGGGGUUACUGAGGAGACUUGAAGAGCCAGGUACAGAUGAAAAGGCUGCGCACAUAUCUGAGGCGGCGAAUGGUGCACCAUCUCGGAUGUGGGUAGAUCUGCCAUUCCUAGCCACGGAUUUACGGGAAGCUUGGAAAGAAGCGAUGACGGGAAGGACUGCUGUGCCUUCCAAUCAGCUCGCCAACCUCGGUGGCUUCACUGCGCGCCUUGUAGCAUUUGGCGUAUGCGAGGUGGAGUUGUCUCAAUGUGGGCUUUUGCUGCUACGAGAAGCACUGGAAACUCCACGGCCGAUACUCCCAACCGACAGUGCUGAUCAGAAAGACAUACCGUUAUCUCACUUCAUGCCUGCAUUGUCAGCUUGGCUCCGACAUGGCAGUUACAAGCUGCUCGGACUCUGUGCCCGCGGUCAUGCUUCAGCCUCGAGCACUGACGAUGCAGAAAGCCCUGAGGAUCAAUGGGUGACAGCUGGACCUCUGUUGUCAACCUUAUCUCCAGAGCAAAGAAGCAGAACACCGGGCUUCUCCAUGACUCGGUGGGAGUUCUGGAAACAGAGAUUGGCUGAAGUUGCUGGUGAUCAUGGUGCUCUUGAGGACACUGUCCAGGGACAGGCGAGACAUUGCUUCGGUUUCUUGGACUCGUGGGAGCGCAUUACGGGUGGUGACGGUCAUGACCGCGAGAUAGCGAGGAAGGCAUAUUAUGGUAUUGAAUAG
Messenger RNA from Aureobasidium namibiae CBS 147.97, 1020 nucleotides. RefSeq lists its product as uncharacterized. Bases 1 to 1020 code for a protein of 339 amino acids. Lineage: Eukaryota; Fungi; Ascomycota; Dothideomycetes; Dothideales; Saccotheciaceae. The transcript has a single exon. The record is from RefSeq and is a predicted model, not a curated record.